This is a messenger RNA of Dictyostelium discoideum AX4, 900 nucleotides long. RefSeq lists its product as hypothetical. The record is from RefSeq and is a predicted model, not a curated record. The transcript has a single exon. Gene Ontology annotation, molecular function: metal ion binding. The coding region runs from base 1 to 900 and encodes 299 amino acids. NCBI's taxonomy places the organism in Eukaryota, Evosea, Eumycetozoa, Dictyosteliales, Dictyosteliaceae.
AUGAGUGCACUUUCAAUGGUACAAUCACUCCAUAAAUUGGCAAAAGAUGUUGAUAAUCGUGAACAUAUAGUUAAAGAUCAAGGUUGUUUAGCAGUUUUGGUAAUGUUAUUAGGGUCAAAUGAAGAAGAUGUUGAAAUGGUAUUACUUUGUUUAGAGACAUUAGAAUUAUUAUCACAUAAUCAAAAUAAUAAACAACCAAUGCUUAAAGAACCAGGUUUAGUAUCAACCUUAAAAAAGUUACAACAAAAGGAUCAAUAUAAAUCAAUUGUAGAUAAAGUUUUAAUAAAUAUUGAAGGUUCAAGUGAUAAAGGUACAAUUAAUGAAACUACAAAAAUUGAUACAACAACAACAACAAAUACUGCAACUGCAACUUCAUAUAGUACAGCACCAAAGAAAUCAGCAUCAACAUCAUUUUCAAUGUUAAUCGGUGAGAAAUUACCAAUUAAAGAUACACCAGUGAAAUCGAAUAAUACCGCCUCUCAAGUUAGUAGUAGUAAAUCAAUUGAUCCAGCAUUAAUUAAAACACUUUUAUUACAUGUCAAAGGUAUGAAUAAUGAAUCAACUAAAAAACAAUUAGAAGAAUGCUUAUUAAAGACCAAAGGUGUUAUCUCAUUUAUGAUCGAUCUUAGUCAAUGUCAUGCCACCGUUCGUACUUCCCUCUCCUCGGAUGAAAUUAAAUUGGUAAUUCGUAACAAUGUAGGUCUCUCUGCUUCUUUAAUCAUUGAUGGUCAAGAAGAGGUUGAAUCAACUCCUGAUUAUUUACCAGAACCAUACAAUCCAAACAAUUCAAACUCUUCAAAGAGAUGGGGUUGGGGUUCAAUCAUUUCUUUUGGUGCUCAAGAACAAAAACAAGAAGGUAAUUGGGGUUGGAACUCUUUUUCAAAAGUUUUAUUUGGCUAA